UACUUGGAACUUUCACUUACCGGAUACAAAAAAGAAGUAAUGAGAAGAAUCCAGUUGUUAGAAUUACUCGUGUGUUUAUUAGUGCAGCUAGGAACCGAAAAACAACUGCAUCAGCAAUAUCUUUGGAACUGGAGCUCAUGGUAUCCUACCUCAUGGUGGUUUUCAAGAUUUCAAACAUUUCUAUCCAAUUGACACAAGUUUUUGUACAUCACAGGUUCCCUAACAAAACAUUGCUUGCACCUGAUGGUUCUGAGGAAGAUGGAAAAGUUUGCAGCUUCGUUGACGUCGAAGAGGCUAAGGCAAUUCUUAGGUUGACUCCAAUAUGGACUACGUGUUUGGUAUUUGCCAUUGUUUUUUUCCAGUCAGCCACUUUGUACCUAGCAAGGCAUGAUGAUGGACAGAUCUAUUGUGUCAAACUUCCAAAUACCAGCUGCGUCUUUAGAAUCUUUCAUUGCCUUAUCUGUAAUGUCGCUCUUCCUGAAUAUGACACUGUUCUGGUUCUGCGUCUUAACAAUCCGAAGGCAACUGUUCCAGUGAGUAUCUGGUGGUUAAUACCUCAGUAUCUAGUGUAUGGCAUCUCUCAGGCAUUUACCAUGAUCGGUCUGCAGGAGUUUUUCUAUGAUCAGGCGCCAACAGAACUGAAAAGCAUAGGUCUCUCUUUACUCCUGCGUAUUUGGCAUAGGGAGCUUCUUGAGAAGUUUACUCAUUUCAGUAAUUGA
Nicotiana tabacum (common tobacco) is the source of this 719-nucleotide messenger RNA. NCBI's taxonomy places the organism in Eukaryota, Viridiplantae, Streptophyta, Magnoliopsida, Solanales, Solanaceae. The record is from RefSeq and is a predicted model, not a curated record.